AUGGCCUGGGUACCCCUCUUCGCAGAAACUACUGACUCAGAACCCCAGAAAAGGACAGUGGUUCUCAACCUCGGCUACACGUUCGAAUCCCCUGGGGAGUGUUUAAGAAAUUGGGAUGCCCUGCCGGACCCGCAGAGUUUGAAGCUGUUGGACUGGUGCCGGGGUAUGGAAGUGGACAUCCACAGGUCCCUGUUGGUCACGGGCAUCCCAGAGGACUGUGGUCAAGCAGAAAUUGAGGAGACCUUGCAUGGGGUCCUCUCCCCGCUGGGCCCGUACUUCGUGCUCAAUAAGAUUUUUCUGAGGGAAGAGAACGCCAAAGCUGCCCUAAUUGAGGUGGGAGAGGGUGUGAGUCUCAGGGCCGUACCCCGGGAGUUCCCAGCAAGGGGGGGCGUCUGGAGAGUGGUUUGUAGAGACCCCACCCAGGAUGCUGAGUUUUUAAAAAAUCUGAAUGAGUUCUUAGAUGCCGAGGGGCGCACAUGGGAGGAUGUGGUCCGCCUGCUCCAGCUCAGCCACCCCCCACGGCCCCAGAAUCAGCGUCCGGAGAACUGGGCAGAAGCUUUGGGGGUGCUCCUGGGGACAGUGGUGCAAAUCGUCUUCUACAUGGAUGCCGAGAUCCGCAGCCGCGAGGAAGUGAGGGCGCAAGAGGUGACUGAUGCCCAGGCCGUGGCAGCUUCAGCUUCAGCAUCACGGAGGAAGGUCAAGAAGGAGCCAGGAUGGGCUGCAGAAGUAGGGUCUGCUUUGAAGACGGAGAAUCCCGACAGCUGGCAUGACAUGGAAGACGAAGGUGACCCCCCCAAACCUCUGGUUCGCAGAGCUGGAGCUAAAAGUCGCUCCAGGAGAAAGAAGCAGAAAAAAAACCCCAAGCAAGAGUCAGUGGCCUGGAAGAAACCCAAAGGCCACCAUUCCAAGAGCUCAGCCGCCUUGGAGGGUCCUGAGGCCAAUGGCGCGGAAAAUAUGGAGGCCUCAGAAGCUAUCAGGAGCAACAGAAAGCCCUGUGUGAAGCAGGAGGAGUCGGCUUUGAAGAAGCCUGCGGGCAAAUGUGCCUGGAAGGCUCCCAGCAAGCCAUCCCGUGAUGCCCAGUCAGAAGCUGUGAGUCCCGGAAUUGCUUCCGGGUCAGACCAAGAUGGCGGUCAGGAAGGCCCACCAAAGAAGAAGGCCGUGGGCUGGGCCUUGGCAAAGAGCCCUGCCCCCAUGAGAAAGAAAAAGAAGAACCCAGAAAGCUUUGAUUUGGAGGACCACCCGUAG
Puma concolor (puma) is the source of this 1245-nucleotide messenger RNA. Lineage: Eukaryota; Metazoa; Chordata; Mammalia; Carnivora; Felidae. The record is from RefSeq and is a predicted model, not a curated record.